This is a messenger RNA of Gossypium raimondii (Peruvian cotton), 1041 nucleotides long. RefSeq lists its product as uncharacterized. The transcript is spliced from 3 exons. The record is from RefSeq and is a predicted model, not a curated record. Lineage: Eukaryota; Viridiplantae; Streptophyta; Magnoliopsida; Malvales; Malvaceae. Bases 1 to 1041 code for a protein of 346 amino acids.
AUGAGGACGAAGCCGUUGAAACCAGCUGGUGUCUUUAAUUUAGAUGCGAUCACCAUGUUAUCAAACCAGUUAGAAAUAUUAGAUAGAAGAUUUCAUGAUUUAUAUCUUUUUACGCAGGUUGAACAGCUUGCUAAAUUGGUUUCAGAAAGACAAAAAGGUAUUUCACCGAGUAACACCGAACCCAACCCAAAAGAGCAUGUGAAAGCAAUUACAUUGAGGAAUGGAAAAGUGUUGGCUGAACCCGAAAAAAAGCUACAACAGAAAACUGAUAAGGCAAAUGAUGAGGGGGUAAAACCCGAAGAUAUUAAGACACCAGUGGUUAAAGAAUAUAAACCACCGAUCUCAUAUCCGGCAAAAUAUGCAAAGUUCUUAAAAGAGCUAUUAACAAACAAAAGGAAGUUUGAAGAACUAUCCAUUGUGGAACUCAAUGAGGAAUGUUCGGCUAUUUUCCAGAAUAAACUGCCAACUAAGCUGAAAGAUCCAGGAAGUUUUACUAUUCCCCAUUUUAUUGGUAGUUUAAAUAUUGAGAAAGAAUUAGCUGAUUUGGGUGCUAGUAUUAAUUUGAUUCCUUAUAAAAUGUUCAAGCAACUUGGUCUUAGGGAACCAAAACCCACUAGGAUGAGUAUUCAAUUAGCCCAUAGAUUUGUUAAAUAUCCUAGGGGUAUCAUUGAAUAUGUACUUGUGAAAGUACAUAAAUUCAUAUUCCCUGUUGAUUUUGUUGUGCUUGACAUGGAUGAGGGUAGUGAGGUGCCUUUAAUUUUAGGUCGCCCCUUUUUAGCCAGUAUUAGGGCUAUCAUUGAUGUGGGUGAUGGUAAACUUGUGCUUAGGGUAGGUGAUGAAGAGAUCACUUUUAAAACUUAUGAUGCCAAGCGAUUCUCUAAAGAACAAGAUGAUUCAUGUUAUUUUAUUGACUCUAUUGAUCAUGUUAUUAAAGAUUCAUUACAGGAAAUUGUUCAUAAGGACAUGUUAGAAUUAUGUCGUAUUCAAGGAGAGGAGGUAGAUGACGAUAAUGCUGUGAUAAUGAGACGAAAAUUGAUAUAG